Messenger RNA from Trachymyrmex septentrionalis, 1419 nucleotides. RefSeq names its product facilitated trehalose transporter Tret1-like. Gene Ontology annotation, molecular function: transmembrane transporter activity. The transcript has 3 exons. Gene Ontology annotation, biological process: transmembrane transport. The record is from RefSeq and is a predicted model, not a curated record. Bases 19 to 1419 code for a protein of 466 amino acids. Gene Ontology annotation, cellular component: membrane. NCBI's taxonomy places the organism in Eukaryota, Metazoa, Arthropoda, Insecta, Hymenoptera, Formicidae.
GUCUACAGAAAGAGUACGAUGGAUCAUGAGGCAGAUAAAAAGAAAAUUAAAAAAGUACAAUGGCCUCAAUGGAUUGCUGGUAUCGGAGUCAAUCUUCUGCAAUUACAAAUGGGACUGAUAUCGUUGUGGAGCUCACCGUAUAUCGCAUAUCUGACUUCACCCGAAUCUCACAUCCCCAUGACAAUGAACGAGGCUUCCUGGGUAGUUUCUCUAUUGAACCUAGGCAGGCUAAUUGGCGCCAUUUCUGGUUCUGUUGCCGUUAACUAUCUCGGUGCUAAAACAUCGGUCUUCAUAACGAGUUUGCCAAUAACUCUCUGUUGGCUCUUUAUAAUUGUGGCUAAUCGAGUGGAAUGGUUGUAUGUAGCCAGAUUACUAGCUGGCAUCAGUUUAGGAAAGACGUACAGCUGCUUCUCACUUUACUUAGGCGAAAUUGCGGAUCCUUCUAUUCGCGGAGCUUUAGUCGCAUUAGCUGUAAGCGGAUUAUCAAUAGGCAAUCUAAUGAUGAGUAUCAUGGGUGCGUAUUUAAGAAUGGACGUGAGCGCUACCGUAUGCUUGAUUCUUUGCAUCAUACUAAUAAUAAUUUUCAUUUGGUUGCCGGAAUCGCCACAUCAUUUCGUCAAGAUCAAACAGGAAUCUAAAGCGCGAACCUCGAUACUCUGGUAUCACCGUGAUUGCGAUGUGGAAUCGGAAUUGCAAGCACUAAAGCUCUUUCUCGAAAAGAAUAGGAGCUUACGAUUUACGGAAGUUAUAAAGGAAUUCAAAAUUCCGUAUAUUUGGAAAGCACAAAUACUCGUAUCGCUACUCUUCAUGUAUCUUCAAAUAUGCGGCCUAAAUAACGUGUUAUUCUACAUGGAGACCAUUCUGAGACACACCAAAGUGACAGUCAUAAAACCGUCAAUGAUCGUAAUUAUCGUUACUGCUACCGGGAUCGCCGGCUCUAUGCUUUCUAUGCUCUUAAUCGAUAGGUUCGGCAGGCGAAUCUUAACGAUCGUCUCCACCUUAGCUGUCACGAUCUCGCUAAUCUGUCUAGGUAUACAAUAUCAGCUUCUCGAUGCAGGUUAUAACCCCGCUAGUCUUCAGGCUCUACCGAUUUGCUCAGUGUUGCUCUUCCAGAUAGCUUUAUACGUAGGCCUCGUCUCGAUACCUAACACGGUACUGGGUGAGAUCUUUCCGCCACAUAUUAAGUGCGUAGCUGGUUGUUUCGCCAGCAUCAUCUGUGCGAUAUCCUCCUUUAUCUCCACAUCGACAUAUCAGCCUUUAAUCAAUUUAAUCACAGAAAAAUACUUAUUCUACGUGUAUGCUUUGUUACUGGUAACCGCCGUACCGUAUGCCUAUUUCUGCAUGCCCGAGACUAAAGGCAAGUCGUUGCAGGAGAUUCAAGAAGUACUGGACGGAAGAACUAAACAGUCAGUUAGUUGA